AUGCUGCUAUCGCUGCUCGGCGCUCCCUGGCUUGCGCCCGGCCCCUCCUCGGCGCGGCUCGCUUCGCCGGCAGCCAUGCAGCUCCAGGGCGGCUCGCUGCGCACCUGGCACUCUCCCGACCCGUGGGCGGAGGAGGGCGGCUUCUUUCUCGGCACGGAAGGACGGCCGAUGGACGCAAAUGUCGAGCUCUGGUCGGGGCCGGACAACACGGCAUUUCGCAUGCGCGUGUAUGGCGAGAACGGCAACCUCCGCCCCGUUCGCGGCACAGUGGGGAUGCGGGGGCGGCACCCGAGGUCCAACGCGAUUGCCGUUCGCAAUGCCGGCCCACUCGAGUUUCCAAUGUCGGACGUCGGCGUCUUUGGAGGCGGGGCGGAGCAGCCGUCGAUCGAGUGCCUCGAGUCCGCCUCGACCGUGCAGGGCGGCUCUCUGAGGACGUACCCUGUCGGCCCUUACGUUGAUGCCGUGCAGGUCCUGCUCCGGAGCGACGGCCUUCCCGUCAAUGCGACCAUCGAGAUCGUGCAGGGCCCAAACACCAACCGGCAGGGCAUCGAGCUGUACACGGACGACGGGCGCGAGCGGCCCAUCUUUUACAUUCUCGAGACGCCCGGCUAUGGCAGCGUGGUCGAGGUGCGCAACACUGGCCCGCUGGAGUUCCCGAUCGCCGCCUCGGUCGUGCCGCACUCGGUCGGCAUGGCUGACGAAAGCUUCGGCGGAGGAGGAUACGGCCGAGGAGGCUACGGCGGCGGCGGUGGCGGCGGCUACGGCGGCGGCGGCGGCGGCGGCGGCGGCGGCCGCUACGGGGGAGGCCUGGGCGGGAUGCGCCCGAUGGGUGGCAUGGGCGGCGGCAUGACGAUGGGCGGCAUGAUGGGGAUGGGCCAGAUGGGCGGCGGCAUGGGAGGCAUGCCCCCCCCGCGCAACCGGGCCGAGGCGAGGAUGCAGGCCCGCGCAUUUGGGAUGGGCGGGGGAGAAGGGAGGGGAGGGGCGGGCUUCGGACCGGGCGGCAGAGGUGGGCCCCGCGGUAACUGGCAAGGUGGAGGCAUUCCGUUCCGUCCGCCGCCUCCGUACUAGCUGGUGCGGCUGUCGUGGGAGUGGGUUUUUGUGCGGUGUGCGCAGAGUGCCGUU
Messenger RNA from Emiliania huxleyi CCMP1516, 1122 nucleotides. RefSeq lists its product as hypothetical. The record is from RefSeq and is a predicted model, not a curated record. The transcript has 4 exons. NCBI's taxonomy places the organism in Eukaryota, Haptophyta, Isochrysidales, Noelaerhabdaceae. Bases 1 to 1068 code for a protein of 355 amino acids.